This is a messenger RNA of Eruca vesicaria subsp. sativa (arugula), 834 nucleotides long. The record is from the annotation of a GenBank genome assembly. Lineage: Eukaryota; Viridiplantae; Streptophyta; Magnoliopsida; Brassicales; Brassicaceae.
AUGUCUGCUUCUUCUUGUUCUUUAUUUAAUCUCCCUUUGAUUCGCCUCAGAUCUCUCUCCCAUUUCCCUCUCUCAUCGCUCCGAUCCGUUUCCGUUCCCAUUUCACCGAGAAAGUUUCGAGCUUUCUCCACAAUGACAGAUUGUAAAGAUGCUGGAAUGGAUGCUGUUCAGAGACGCCUCAUGUUUGAGGACGAAUGCAUUCUUGUUGACGAAACUGAUCGUGUUGUGGGGCAUGACAGCAAAUAUAAUUGUCAUCUGAUGGAAAAUAUUGAAGCUAAGAAUUUGCUUCACAGGGCCUUUAGUGUAUUUUUAUUCAAUUCCAACUAUGAGUUGCUUCUCCAGCAAAGGUCGAAAGCAAAGGUGACCUUCCCUCUCGUGUGGACAAACACUUGUUGCAGCCAUCCUCUUUACCGUGAAUCAGAGCUCAUCGAGGAAAAUACACUCGGUGUGAGGAAUGCUGCACAGAGAAAGCUUCUUGACGAGCUUGGUAUUGUAGCUGAAGAUGUACCAGUGGAUGAGUUCACUGCCUUGGGACGUAUGCUUUACAAGGCUCCUUCUGAUGGCAAAUGGGGAGAGCACGAACUGGACUACUUGCUCUUCAUUGUGCGGGAUGUGAAGGUUCAACCAAAUCCAGAUGAAGUAGCGGAAAUCAAGUAUGUGAGCAGGGAAGAGCUGAAGGAGCUUGUGAAGAAAGCAGAUGCAGGGGAGGAAGGUCUCAAGCUAUCUCCAUGGUUCAGAUUGGUGGUGGAUAACUUCUUGAUGAAGUGGUGGGAUCAUGUUGAGAAAGGGACUUUGAGUGAAGCUAUUGACAUGAAAACCAUCCACAAGCUCUGA